UAUUAAGCUACUAAAUUACAACCUCGUCAAAUGAACUCAAAAAAAAAUAAGCAAAUAAAGAACUUUAAAAAUAAAUAUGAUUUCUUCUUCAGAACCCAAGAAUCAUUAUUCAUUUAUAAUUGAGACAUGAUAAAGGAAAGCAGAAAAGGCCAAUAUUGUACUAUAAACUUCGAUAUUCCAACAUAUUCACUUGAUGGUAGCAACCGAUUUAGGAUAUUUCAUGUAAAUGAGUACGAUGUCAGAAUGCCGCGCAGUCUCUGAACCGUCCAACAUUAUUUAUGAAGAGGAAGCCAAGUAUCUUUCCAAUGGAAUUGGGAUCAAAUCCACCACCAUUUAUAAUUUAACUAAAUCGUGCGUCGAAGCUUUUGAUGUCAACGGAAAUAUCCAAGGUAUCAACUGGGGUCUUCCUAAAACAUUAUUCCUAAUGUACAAAUGGUACAUAACAUCGGAGGAUCUAAUGGACAUUUUCGCCAACCUGUAUGAAGAUCAGAAGCAUUUCUGCAAAUGUCAAGUCACAUGUUCCCACGCCCGUGACAACAAGGGGUGCCACCUAAGUUUAUUCAAUUUCAGGCUAUGCUACGCGUUAAGAUUUUGGAUAAUUAAUCAAUCACAGGAUUUCGAAUCGAACGCAAAUUUGAAAUAUAAAAUGGCUCAAUUCAGAGAAAAGUUGUCGCAGGAAUGGAACGAAGAAAGUCUCGGGCUGAUAGAUUUAUACUUAAUAUCAUCGAACUAUUGGAUGAGAAAUAAAUCUUUUAAGCCCUUAUUCAGCGCCGCUGACACGUAUCAAAAGGUCUCCCUAGCAUUCAACGAUAUAGAACCGAAGGAAUUCGCGAACCAUUUUACUUAUCUAGACUACAAAGAAUGUCGGAAGAUAACUUUCGAGGAAUUCAAAAAUUAUGCAACAAACUCGGACGUGGAAAAAUGCCCGAAUUUGAGAAAUUCUAUCGCCUUAUUCAACUCCCUGUCUCAUUGGAUUCAAUGCAUGAUUUUAAACAAAACUAGCCCCGAGGAUAGGGCUAAAAUUAUCACGAAAUUUGUCCACGUGACUAAGGAGCUACUAGAAAUAAACAAUUAUAAUACGCUGAUGGCAAUUGUGGGCGGAUUGUUGCAUAGUUCAAUUGCAAGGUUGAGCAAAACGACCUCGUAUUUGUCCGAUGAAACGAAAGAUGCGCUGAGAGACUUUUCCGAUAUGCUCUCAUCCCAAGGCAAUUUCCAAAAUUAUAGGCGCGAAAUUAACAAAAUUUUACUUCCGGAAAAAAACGAUUUGCUAAGAUUUGACAAGGAACCCUCUAGGUCAGGCGGCAUAACUAAUUCCGCUUUAAAGUUGUCGACAAGCGAAUACGUGACAGGUGACAAAGUUUUAACUUAUUCCAAUUUUUUACAGCCAUCAUAUGGUUUUGAUUUAAACGAUACGCUAACGAGUGAAGAAAUCAUCGUCGCGGAUAAGAUUCUCCCGCCGCUAAUUUCAAAAUGCGUUGCGGACCCUAGAAUAGAGAUAUCAAGCGAGGAUGUUAGCAAACACAAAGCCCUUUCAGCUCCAAAAAUUUCGCUUUCGUCUAAUAAUUGCAAAAAUAGUUUAAGAGAAGAGUCAUUUAAGGAAGAUGUCAUAAGCGAAAAUAAACAAAAAUUGCCCCUCAUAAGAUUGACGGGAAAUAAAAACUUUUGCUCAUUCCCCGAAACGAUUGAUAGAAAUAGUCAUUUCAAGGAUAGUUGUCAACCAUCCUUGCCAUUAAAUGAUAGGCACCUGACAGGGGCACCUUUCAGAAUACCCAUAUUGGGAAUUCAUCUCAAAGAUUUGAUAUCGAUCAACGCGGCCCACCUAGAUUAUACGUAUCCCGAGGGUGGCAUGAUUAACGUUCGUAAAAUGUUCCAAAUGUAUCCGAUUAUGAAUGAAUUGACUGGACUUAAAAAGAAUGAUUUUCCGCUUCUAACCGAUAUCGAUUUAAUUAACACUCUUCGACUAACGCUAGAUAUGCAUUUUAGCGAAGAAGAUAUAUACGAACUUUCCUUGGCGAGAGAACCGCGCAAUAUGAACGAAUCAAACGACGAAGAUUCGAAUGGCAAAAUGAUAGAGCAGCAUCAAGUUUUCGCGGAAUGGGCAUCUGACAUCAAGCCUGCUCCCGAUUGGGAUACAUUAAACCUGCAUAUCAACGCGAUGGUUGAGGCAGUGUUCAAAAACUACGAUUUCGAUAAAGAUGGUUACAUAUCCCAAGCCGAAUUCAUAUCCGUUACCGAAAAUUUUCCGUUUAUCGACUCUUUCGCUGUAUUAGACAUUGAUAAAGACGGAGUUAUUAGCAAGGAAGAACUGAAAAAGUAUUUUUACCGCGCCAACUGCCACGCAUUUAAAAGUGGCUUCAAACACGAAUUUCGCGAGACCACCUACUUCAAGUUAACAUUUUGCGUCCACUGCACUGGAUUGCUAUGGGGACUUAUAAAACAAGGCUAUCGGUGCAAAGAUUGCGGUAUAAACGCCCAUAAAAGUUGCAAAGAAGUAGUGGUUAUAGAGUGCCGUUCAAAGACAUGCAAAUCGAUUACCAACAAUUCUCACCGCUCAUAUUCAUUCGCCGGGACCGAUAAAAGUAUAGAUACCAAAAGGAAGACUUUUGUCCACGAUGUUUGCGUGGAAAAUAGCGAUGACGUAAUAGGCAAAAUAGAAAAAGAAUCUUUCUUCUCGGAUAGCGUCACGUGUAAAAAAACGAAAACCGCGAUUCCAUAUUUGAGGAGUCACAAUGAAGCGAAAAAAAGUUUGUCCAGCAGCUGUUUUUCGUUAAGGAAUAACGAAACGAACAACCUUUUACGCGCGAAUAACGUCUACUUCUUAAACAAUUCCGUCGAUAAAAUCGAUAAGGGUAUCAGUAAAAUGAAUUUCCUAAAUUCUCUCGAUACUAAAGGCGCGGAAAACUAUUCGUUAAAAGUGUGCCAGCUUCAAUUUACGACUGAACCAUUUAUGAAUUAUAAUAAUACAAAUAAUUUAUCCACUGCCACUAAAGGUGAACUGGGUGAAUACAAUCUUAUCUCUCCAAUGUGUCAAAAGCCUCAGUUACAUAAACAAUGUGCGAUAACGUCCAGUAUAUUUGAAUCCAUUAACGAGAAACAUCCGAAGUUUACAUAUUCGUUUGAUAAACAGCAACAACCACUCAAAACCAAUUCGGAUAUGUGGAAGAAUGAUUUCCUCAAAACCUUACCUUCCGACGAGAUGCUGGAUGAUGUAGUAUCGAAAACUCCGAAAUCCAUAAGUAAUUCCGAAAAAUUCUCCCAAACCGAAAUACAGUUAGUAUUAGACGGAUAUGAUGUCAAUGACGAAGAAGAAGAACUUAAAGAUAUCUACAUUGAUGCUAAGAAAGAUAUUUGUCAAUCGUACCCUUCUUCCAGGAAUCAAAAUUCUACAUCGCUCAAUUCCAGAUGCAGAGAUAUAUUCAGAUCGUCGAAUUUGGUGCAUUUAUUUAUAAAAAACAUAAAGUCGCAUAACCACAAUUCCAAUAUCGGUGAUAGGAACGCAUUAGCUAUCGAUAAAGUUUAUUCUUUGCAUAGUAAUAUUUCCUGUACCAAUCAUAGCGAUCCAUCUAACGUUAAACGUACGCUUUCCCACAAUAACAACGAUAAACAACACGAAAUGAUAUCAUCAUCCGAACAUAAAGAGACGCAAACGGAAGUGGUUAUCAAUUAUAAAUCAGGAAUUUUAGAUCCUCAAGGAAACCUCAUCAUAUCCGUAACUGAUAAUAUUAAUAAUAAUUACGAUGAAUACCCAAAGGAGAACAGGUAUACAAGCUCGAGAAUUCUAAAUAUUAGCAAGGAGGAUGUAACACUAUUAAGAUCUAACAACCAAUCUUCCCUCCCUUUAAAUGAUAUCUUGACCAACAUUGCAAAUACAUUUAAGAAUACCGUUGAGGCUUCGCACUCAAAAGUAUUUACCGACUCUAAGGAACCAGUUACAGUUACUUAUAAGGCGAAUAUUAAAAAGCAAUUCUCCCUAUCAAUUCCAUCGCGUAUUGCCAGGCUAUCUUCCAGAGGCCCUGCUGAUAGUAACAAACGCAAACUUAACGACACUAUUACAUCCGACACUCCAACAUUCAGCACUGCUUCUAGAAGGAUUAAAGGUUUUUUUAGCUCACGUUCCUUUAGCAAAACUAAUUUAUUCCAUGACAAAUCAUCUUACCAACCAUUACCUAACACAAAUGAGAACAAAUGAUAAUGAUUAUAACUUAAAUAAAUCUAAGAUUCAUUAUUGGGGGUUUGAUGUAAGAGGUUGGUGAGUAAAAAAUGUUAUACGCUUAACUGUGAUACUAAAAAUCUUCAACAUUGCCAAGACUUUCUUCAUGUUGGACAUGAUUCGCAUUUUAUAA
Messenger RNA from Gordionus sp. m RMFG-2023, 4343 nucleotides. RefSeq lists its product as uncharacterized. Gene Ontology annotation, molecular function: guanyl-nucleotide exchange factor activity; calcium ion binding. Gene Ontology annotation, cellular component: plasma membrane. Bases 227 to 4189 code for a protein of 1320 amino acids. Lineage: Eukaryota; Metazoa; Nematomorpha; Gordioida; Chordodea; Parachordodidae. The record is from RefSeq and is a predicted model, not a curated record. The transcript has 13 exons. Gene Ontology annotation, biological process: positive regulation of GTPase activity; Ras protein signal transduction.